This is a messenger RNA of Anopheles marshallii, 4212 nucleotides long. It is a transcript of the gene gry, whose product is annotated as trafficking protein particle complex subunit 11. Lineage: Eukaryota; Metazoa; Arthropoda; Insecta; Diptera; Culicidae. The coding region runs from base 1 to 4212 and encodes 1403 amino acids. The transcript has 8 exons. The record is from RefSeq and is a predicted model, not a curated record. Gene Ontology annotation, cellular component: cytoplasm.
AUGUCUCUCGAUGCAAGUGUACUCCCUUCGGAACUGCUGACGACGGCUGCCCCGCUGGUCGGACUGUCGGGACUGGACGUGCAGCGUAAUGCCGUACACAAAACGAUAUGGGAUGCGUUCAACAACGCCAAAAAACCGGACACUGAAUCGAUCCAGUACAAGCUGCUGCCGCCAAACUACGAGUUCCCCGUCUCGAAACCCAAACACCAAUCCUACGAAUGGUACACACCAAAGGGAAUACUGAAGCGUAACUGGAUGCUGAAACACCUGCACGUCCUACCGGCAGUGGUGGUGCUGUUUCAGGAUCUCGAAUGGAACGACCCGAAAUGGACGGAAAAGCAACUCCAGUGUGCUGCCACGAUACAGGUGCUAAAGAACUCGCUGCAAGGACGUAACACACGCAUUGCCAUAGCGCUGCUGCAGCGCGGCAACUACCUGCAGCAGGGCGAGGACAUGCUGGCCUCGGAACGAGCCGCCCAGCUAACGAGCAAUUGCGAUAUAAAUGCUAAAAUGCUGUUCGUGCUUCCACACAACGAUCACCUGAUGGGACACAUCUUCCGGCUACAGUCGGCCUUCCUCGAACUGGCCCAAUCGUACUACACGCAGAUGAUGAAACAGAUCCGGCUGCAUCGGGACCAGUUGACCGAUGCGCAUACGGUGCUGAAGAUACGGCAUCAGUUUAAGCUUGGCUUCAUUUCGGAGCUAAAACUCGAUCAAUCGAACGCCCUGCGCCACUACCGGCAAACGUACACGUUUCUGGACGAUGUGCGAAUCGUCGACACGAACUGUCUGGAGCUGAAAACCAUCGCCGGGUUUGUCAAUUACAAGAUGUGCAAGUUAUUCUUCCGACUGAACGCACCGAAAGACUCCAUUUCGCAGUUUAAGAACCACAUUCAAAAGUACCGACAACGGACCGGUUUCAAGGAGCUACUGUUUGAACAUUACGCGUGGUUAAGCGUUCAGUACGGCGCUUUUGCGGAACUGUUCUGUGACGCGGUUAAGAACGGACUUGCACCACUGCAAACGCAACAUCCGGGCAUCUACUUCCACAAGGCGGCCGAGUACAUAGGAAUGCGCAAGGAAGCUUUCCUGCAGUGUACCGCACUCGAUACGGCGGGUGCUUCGGAACUGGGCUCCAUCAGCAAUUCGGCACUGUACAGCGAUUUCUUCGGCAUCCGUGGUAGCGUAAAGACGGGCGAACCCGUGUCCGAACAGCAGAUCAUCUGUUUGGUGCAGGAAAAUGAGAAAGCAUACAACCAUUCGGGUGAAAUCAUCAGUCUGCUCGGGAAGGCGAUGGCACAGUUUAAGGUGUACCGGUGUUUGCGGUUUCGCAAGAAGCUGGCGAUCGAUAUGGCGGAAGAGUAUCUAAAGAGCGGGGAUCACUCGAAGGCACUCACGCUGUACUCGCUCAUGUUGACCGACUAUCGGGUGGACAAGUGGUACACCAUCUUUACGCAGGUGCUACUGAAAACGCUCCAUUCGGCGUACCUGUCCGCAUCGGUGCCGGAUUUCGUGGCCUGCAGUAUUGAAGCGCUUUCGCCACGCAUCGCGAUGGAAAAGCAGGAUCGUAUACUGAUACUAGAGAACCUCUGGAAGGUGUUCCACCGUGUUUCACCCGUUUCGAGUAGCUUGAUUGCACCCGAACUUACCAACAGUUGGCAGAAGGCCCUCACAUCCUUUAACACACCGAUCAAGCUGGAUCUCGAUCGAUUGAACGAUCUGGUCGAGUGUCGGCUUACGUUCGAGAAGCGACAGAUCAAGAAUGACGAAAAGCUACAGCUUCUGCUGUACAUCCGCUCGCUCACGGAAGUUCCACUGAAGCUAAAGAACUUCUCCAUUCUCCUAACGGACCUCAAGUCAAGCAGUGUACGGAUCAAUGCGACCCAGUACACAGAAUAUGUGGACCCGACCGAGCAGACCGAUGCCGCGAAAGCAAUCGAAGAGUUUAUUCUCGAACCGGAAAAAUGCUACCGUAUACUGUUUAUCGGUGACCGGUACCUCUUCGCGGAGAGUGUGGACGUCCACAUCUUUCGACUGGAGCUUCAGAUGGGUUCGGAGAAUACGCACGCUGUGCUGUCGGUACGAGAGAAGCUCAAUACGAGCAAACCGUUUAAAUCGUACAAUCCGCACAAGGAUUGCAUGGAAAGUAUCGGUGUCAUAAGUUCGUGCUAUAUCAUUCCAACCUUCCAUCUGGGUUCUCAAACCAAACCAACCAACCAACCGAUGCUGACGAACGAAUUCCAUCAGGUAACGACGAAAAUAUUCAACCAGUCCGAUCUUUGCCUACAGAACGUCGGUGUGAGCAUCAGUGUACCACAACUGCUAAGAAAUAAUGUAUUUUUGACAACCGAUCUAAAUCAUCCGCUGCAGAAGAUUCAUUCCCACGUGCAGAUCGAUAUCGGUGAGCUGCAGAUGCAAUCAUCGACGACCGUUUCGUACUACCUCGCCAGCCUGGUGGCGGGCAACAUAGAGCUGAAGCAGAAAAUGUACUAUCAGAUGAAAAAUUUACACCAAAGCAAAACAGAAGCGUCAGGCGGUGGAGGAGGAAACACUCUGAACGGCGGGAGUGGGACGGUCGAUUCACCUUCCACCCCGAACAGCGAAAAGGAGGACCUAGCAAAGUUGCUGGCAAACGAGAAAAAUUUGCAAAAGUAUGUGAACAAUCAUAACGUAAAGAUUGAAUUCCUGCACGAGGACGAACAGUUGGUGCGAAAGAUUAAGGAAGAUACGGUGGUGGUACCGUGUGUGGAAGAGAUCAAACUUACCGGUCGGUUCUAUACGCUGAGCCGGGAGGCACUCGGGCAGGCGUACCGGAACGAGGAUUUUUUGCUACGCAUCAACGUGGAGAUAAAAUCACCCGACCCGAUCGAUAUACUCGAAACGCAAUUUAUUAGUGAUCAUAAUAUAGUGGAGAAACCGUACCAAGGCGGUGAUGCCGUCUGCGGGAGUGGCUUAAGACCGGCGAGUCGGUUCGAGGAACUGAAGCUACUUAGUGCAACAAAUUGUACCCGUGAUUGGGUAUCGCGUGGUGAUUAUCUUUCGAACGACACCCAGCUCGUGUUUAAUCGUUCGCGAUCGCCAGACUCCAGCGGUGGGACAGCAAAUUUACCGGCAUCGAACCGACCGGCAGACGAGCAGUACAACAAGAACCUUCUCUCAAAAUUGCCGACGAAUGCAACGAUAAUCGGUAGCACUAGUGCACAGCUAACCAAUCAGAUGAACUUAUCACUAACCCAUCAUCCUUCACAUGCUGCCUUGGCUGAUACCACCACAACAACUACGGUGUCCACAACGACGGACGGUGACGGUGCACUGUCACCUUCAGCAAAGGGAGGCAACAUUACCAAUAACAUCACUACCAGUAUGACCACAUCCACCGGGAGUGUAGAAGAUUUCAAGGUGAAACCACUGCCACUUAACGAGGCGUCCGCAUUGUUAUCCAACGCGUCGAAACCGGGCGGUGAUGAUCUGGUCGCUAAGAAUGUGUCGAAAACCAUCUACAAUCGGGCGCUCGAUUGUGUGCAGCUUACAAACAACGACCGGAAUGGGUUCAUCAAUGCGCACUACAAUCGUCCCGAAGCGGGAACAAAUGUGACUAGUGCGGCCGGUAACAUGUCGUGGCCAAUCUUCGGGAUGUACUGCGUACGAUGGUGCCGGUCACGAACGCCAACCGUAGUAAACGAGUCGAAAUUUAUCAUCAAUGGAAUCGAAGUCAUCGAUCCACCGCUAAACCUGUACUGCUACAUCGAGCAGCGAAUGUACGUACGGUUACCGAUGACGUUACGCAUCACGCUGCGUAAUCCCACGCGUAGAAUUCUUCAUCUGCAAGCAAUACUGAACAGUUCCGACAGUUUCAUGUUUGCCGGUCAUCGACAGUUGAACGUGUCGAUAUUUGCGUACUCCACGUACGAUCUGCUGUUUAAUCUUUGUCCACUGAAAGCCGGUUGGCAACCGUUGCCCGAACUACAGCUAGAGUAUCAAACGUUUCAAACAGCUACACCAACACCCGGUGGGGUUAGUAUGCCCGGGACGCAAACGGGCCCGUCUAAAGUCCCGACGGACCCGGUGACUGCUGCAGCAGCAGUAGUAUCCGGAGACGAUGUGAUAGCAACGGACGGUAUGGAAAGCCAGCGCAAGGCGGAGCUGGCCUCGCUUGUGCAUAGGUGGAUGCCGAAAAUGGUGUUUGUUCAUCCACCCACGAGGACACUGUGA